CUGCUGAAACAUGGAGACUACACUCGACCUUUUCGCGGUUUGUUAUUUCUCCUUCUCUCUCUCUCUCUCUCUCAAAUCCAGCAACUGAAAGGUGGGGGAACUUAUCAAUGGAAUUCCCAUAUUUGCCCUAGAAUUUCAGGAGCAUUGCCGUGCACAACGGUAAAUCCAUGUCGUAGAUCGAUCCGGGUACCAGUCGAUUUCCAUGGCGAAACCAGACCACUCGAAGGCCGGUCCAUCGAAGCUACCGCCGUUGGUCCGCCCCUCCGCCAAGAUCCACCCGGCGAACGAUCCCGAAUCCGACCCCAAUUCGUACUCGCUCGAGAAGUUCAGACUCUACGAGACCAAAGCUAGGUUUUACCUUAUUGGGAGUGAUCGGAACAAGAGAUUCUUCCGAGUGUUGAAGAUUGACCGGAUGGAGCCAUCUGAUCUCAAUCUCAGUGAAGACCCUGUGGUUUAUUCUCCACAAGAAGUCAAGAGCUUGCUUCAGCGAAUUUCUGAAGGCAAUCGGGCCACUGGAGGAUUAACCUUUGUUGCGAAGGUUUAUGGCAUUGCUGGUUGUGUUAAAUUUCUGGAGUCAUAUUACUUAAUUCUUGUAACAAAGCGACGCCAAAUUGGAUGUAUUUGUGGCCAUGCAAUAUACAGUAUAGAUGAGAGCCAGUUAAUAAGCAUUCCACACGCUUCAAUUCAAACCGACAUUGCUCAUUCCAAACCUGAGAUGAGGUACAAGAAGCUUCUGUCAAGUGUAGAUUUGACGAAAGACUUUUUCUUUAGUUAUACAUAUCCUAUAAUGCAAAGUUUGCAAAAAAAUGUGCUAUCUAUGGGCGAGGAAGGGAUGCCAUAUGAGAAUAUUUUUGUCUGGAACGCCUUUCUGACAGAAUCAAUACGCUCAAGAUGCAAGAAUACUAUUUGGACAAUUGCUUUGGUUCAUGGACAUUUUAAACAGAUUAGGCUGUCAAUAUUUGGACGGGACUUCAGUGUUUCUUUGGUGUCAAGGCGUUCUCGGCAUUUUGCAGGGACACGUUAUUUGAAACGGGGGGUCAAUGAUCGUGGAAGGGUUGCAAAUGAUGUUGAAACUGAACAAAUUGUCCUUGAUGAAGAAGCUGGGUCGUGCAAAGGAAAAAUGAGUUCUGUUGUGCAAAUGAGGGGUUCAAUUCCCCUAUUCUGGUCACAAGAAGCUUCAAGACUCAGCCCUAAACCUGAUAUAAUCUGUAAGAACAUCAGCAAUCUACUCCUUGAUUAUCUUUUUGCCAAGUUAUUCCUUGCCUUGUCUUAUUGGACAAGUUUUGAUAUGCUUGUUUCUUCUUCAACUUCAGUACAAAGAUAUGAUCCUACAUAUGAGGCAACCAAACUGCAUUUUGAAGACCUCGCAAAGAGAUAUGGCAACCCAAUUAUUGUGCUUAAUUUGAUUAAGACUGUUGAGAAAAGGCCACGUGAAAUGAUGCUAAGGCGUGAAUUUGCUAAUGCGGUCGGGUACCUUAACCAAAUUCUCUCAGAAGAAAAUCAUCUUAAAUUUAUCCACUGGGACUUCCACAAGUUUGCAAAGAGCAAGUCUGCCAAUGUUUUAGCAGUUUUGGGCGGUGUGGCGAGUGAAGCACUUGAUUUGACUGGGUUUUACUAUAGUGGGAAGCCUAUUGUACUUAAAAAGAGAACCACACAACUUAGUCGAACAAGCACAGGGAGGGAUGCUUCUCUGAGAGAUCUGAGAGCUAAUUCAGGUGACCUUGGUAGGAUUGGAAGUGGUAAUGAUGCAUCAUAUACUUUGAAACAAGACAGAGACUCUGAUGUUGGUCAACAGGUUAGACAAGACAAUUAUGGUGGUGCAGCCCCAUGGUUCCAAAGUGGAGUUUUGCGCACGAAUUGCAUUGAUUGUUUGGAUCGAACAAAUGUUGCACAAUAUGCUUAUGGCCUAGCAGCUUUAGGCCGCCAACUUCAUGCAAUGGGUUUGACAGAUAAGCCUAAAGUGGAUGCUGAUAGUAGCAUUGCUGCAGCUCUCAUGGAUAUGUAUCAGAGCAUGGGUGAUGCUCUUGCCCAGCAAUAUGGUGGCUCCGCUGCUCACAAUACUGUGUUUCUGGAAAGGCAGGGAAAGUGGAAAGCUACAACGCAGUCUCGAGAAUUUAUCAAAUCUAUCAAACGAUACUACAGCAAUGCCUACACUGACGGUGAAAAGCAAGACGCAAUUAAUUUAUUUUUAGGCUACUUCCAACCACAAGAUGGUAAACCUGCACUUUGGGAUCUGGAUUCUGAUUAUUAUCUUCACGUGUCUGGGAUGGGAGAUGACCUUAUCCCGGGUUACAGUUACCUAGCUGAUGCUACGCCUAUGGGAGCAAGAACUACUCUUGCUCCUAUUCCAGCAUGCAGAGAGGACUUCUCGCGGAUGAAGCUGACGUCAUUUGAUAAAUUGUUAGAGAGAACAUGCAGUUCAAUAAGGAAUGUAAGGCUUUGCAGUGAACCAGAUCAAAAACCUGGGAAUUCUGGAGUGGCACCCGAUGCAGCUGAAAUACAGCUCAAAAGUCCAAACUGGCUUUUUGGCCAGAGGAAGUUUGAGGAAAGUAACUCUGCUCCUAAGGUGGCUUCCCAUGAAACCGCAAAGGGAAGGUCUCAAGAGGAUAAGAGACUAGAAGACCUGUAUGACCUGAGUUGGCUUUCUUCUUCUGGCAGUGAUAUCGGUGAAGAGGAUGUCUUUAAGAGAUAUCUAGCAAUGACUUCAGUAGAAGAAGCCAAUGGUUGGUAUGGUGGUACAUUGCUUGGAGAUCAAGAUGAGAACAGUGAGAUAUAUAAACAUUAUGCUGAACUGUGUCAGGGUCCUGCAAUCGAACCGUUCCAAGAUGAUGCUGAGAAAGAGAAGUACUAUGGUGAUCUCCUUCGUAUGGGAACCGUUGAUGGCAUGGAUGAUGCUGCUGUAGAAGCAGAGAUGGAAGCAGCCCUCAAGGAGUAUGACCUGAUUGGCGCCGAUCUUGGGAUUGUUCCAAAGGCUUGUCAAAUCUUUGGCUGAGGCUCCCAGCCAUUUGCUCCAUGGAUAGGGUGACUGACGCUGCUGACUUGCUGGAGUAUUAAGGUUUGUAUAGACGACCAUACAUGUAUAUAUGACAAUACAAUGCUAACUAGCAAUGGUUGUGUAAGACAAUGGUGAUGUUUGUGUUGUGAUAUUUCUGUAAUGAGGAUAACAAAGCGGCAUAUAUGUUCUGCAUCUCUAUGUACAUCUUUUGUCUCUUUAGAUGUUUUACUAGUGGAAAGGACACAUGAUGAGUAUAUGCACCCAGACACAUUGAGAAACCAA
Rhododendron vialii is the source of this 3277-nucleotide messenger RNA. Its product is annotated as phosphatidylinositol-3-phosphatase SAC1. Gene Ontology annotation, biological process: phosphatidylinositol dephosphorylation. Gene Ontology annotation, molecular function: phosphatidylinositol-3,5-bisphosphate 5-phosphatase activity. Gene Ontology annotation, cellular component: intracellular membrane-bounded organelle. Bases 203 to 2992 code for a protein of 929 amino acids. The transcript is spliced from 15 exons. Lineage: Eukaryota; Viridiplantae; Streptophyta; Magnoliopsida; Ericales; Ericaceae. The record is from RefSeq and is a predicted model, not a curated record.